This is a messenger RNA of Tripterygium wilfordii, 606 nucleotides long. Its product is annotated as protein METHYLENE BLUE SENSITIVITY 1-like. The record is from RefSeq and is a predicted model, not a curated record. Lineage: Eukaryota; Viridiplantae; Streptophyta; Magnoliopsida; Celastrales; Celastraceae. The transcript has a single exon. The coding region runs from base 105 to 419 and encodes 104 amino acids.
CAUUCAUUCAUUCUCUCUCAAAACAAAAGCUAGGGUUUCUCUAUCCACUGUUCUUCUUCAACAACCGAGAAUCGAAUCGAUCAUCCAAUCUUAGCCGUCCAAUAAUGACGGGGAAGGCGAAGCCGAAGAAGCACACGGCCAAGGAGAUCGCGGCGAAGGUCGAUGCGGCGAUGACGAACAGGGGCGGAGGCAAGGCCGGGCUCGCUGACCGGUCCGGGGUGGAGAAGGGCGGCCACUCCAAGCUGGAAUGCCCUCUCUGCAAGGUUACUGCUCCUGAUAUCAAGUCUAUGCAGAUCCAUCACGAUGCGAAGCACCCUAAGAUCCCAUUCGAUGAGUCCAAGCUCAGCAAUCUCCACUCCUCCGUUGCCCCUGAGCCGAGCAAGACUAAACCCGGUGUUAGGGGAAGCCUCAAGAAGUGAACUUUUAGAUUGUAUGGCUAUAAUCUUGUGUUCUUCUGGAGAUUUGAGUAUCCUUGUUGUAUUUUUUUGGGUUUUACUAUUUGGUGGUGUUUUUGGUUCCGAGUUUGGUGGAUGAUGAUGAUAUUCUUGGAAUCUUUGAUGUUACAUAUGUUUGGCAUGGAAAUAAGUAAUCAGAAGACUUUAAGGA